This is a messenger RNA of Cryptococcus wingfieldii CBS 7118, 1983 nucleotides long. RefSeq lists its product as hypothetical. The transcript is spliced from 13 exons. The record is from RefSeq and is a predicted model, not a curated record. The coding region runs from base 1 to 1983 and encodes 660 amino acids. Lineage: Eukaryota; Fungi; Basidiomycota; Tremellomycetes; Tremellales; Cryptococcaceae.
AUGUACACCUCCUCGCUCCUCGCUCUCUUGCCUUUGUUGGCGCUCGCUCCCAGGCUGGACGCGUCCCCUAUCCGAGUGGUGAAACGAGAGGUGCCUCAAGAGCACUCUCACGAACAGUUCUUGACGACCGUUCGGGCAUCGCUCAACAUCGAUAACCCUCAGAAUAUCAAAGACCCUGUUUUUGCGCUACUCGGAAACGCUGCCGCCGCCGCCGGCCAAGGCGACGUCACCAACACCGACUGUCUCCAACAAGCCGUCGCCGACCAAGCCUUUACCAACGCCAAGGCCGCUGGGGAUGUGGCUGGCCAGACGGCAGCGUUGAUUUAUCGAGCUUUGGAGAGGAAUACGGCAUCGGUCGGGUUGGCUAGUGUUGCUUGUAACGAGACUGCUACCAACCCCGAAAUCGCCGCCAUCUCCCAGCAUCAAGACCCUGCUUCGGACGGCGCCGCGGCAACCAACAAAGCUAUCACUCUCGAGCUCGCCAAGCAGAUCGCCUCCGUCGGCGGAGACCCCCUCGAUGCGCUCAAGAGCGGUACCUUCGCCGCUGGAGACACUACCGACAAUACAGGGGCGGGGAAUACAUGCGACGACGCAGAUGACGCGGAUGGGUGUAUCUUUACGCAGAACUUGUUGCAAGAGGAUGCUACGGAAGCAGAGAUUUGCUCGGCUGUUGAUGGAGUGAGCGCUGCUACUGCCACCGUUUCUGGUUCCUCCGGCUCUUCAGCUGCUGCCACUGAGAUCUCCGCCACCGCCGCUUCCAGUUCGAGCGCGGCUGCUUCGACCGCUACGUCGAGUACCAACGCUGCGGCUGCGGAUAUUGACAUCGGAGACUGUACCGACUUUUCAAUGACCUUUGCCGGUGGUCUCGACAACCGAGCGGCUGAUGAGUUUACUUUCGAACCUACGGAUCAGACACAUUUCAACCACGGCUCAGCGCUCAACCCUUCCAUCAUCACCACCGCCAUGUGCGACACCUUCGUUAACGCCUGUGCCAAGAGCGCCUCGACGAGGGAUGCUUGUAAGACUGUAGCGGCGGACCUUGACUCGCAGGUUACUGCUGGGACGCUGGCGAAGGAUCAGACUUUUGCGGAUGCUUGGUUGUCCGGACUUGAGAGUACUUUCGGCGUCACUUCGACUGGUCAAGGGUCUGCUGGAUCUUCGGCCAACGCAACCACUGGUGCUGUCUCCAGUACCGGUACGAACGCUGCUGCUGCGACAGACACGCUUGAUGUUGGCGCCUGCACCGACUUUUCCAUGACGUUUGCUGGUGGUCUCGACAACCGCGCCGCCGACGAAUUCACUUUCGAACCUACCGACCAAACAAACUUUGCCCACGGCUCCGCUCUCAACCCCUCCAUCAUCACCGCCUUCAUGUGCGACACUUUUGUCAACGCGUGCGCGCAGUCGGCGGCUACGAGGGAUGCGUGCAAGACGGUAGCUGCGGAUUUGGAUAGUCAGCUUGCGUCGGGGGCCUUGGCGAAGGAUCAGGGGUUUGCGGAUGCUUGGUUGACUGGGCUUGAAUCUGCGCUGGGUGUCACAUCGACUGGUACUGGAUCGGGCUCUGGAGCUAGUUCGGCGGCUGCAGCGACAAGUGCAGCGGAUGAUAGCGCCUCUGUCUCUUCUUCCACCUCAACCACCUCCUUGACGGCGGCUUCUACCACCAGCGCUGCUGAUGCCGCUGGUGUCUCUUCUACUUCCUCAGCUUCUACAGCCUCUUCCACGACGGCUGCUUCGGGCGAUAACCUCCAAACCUUCACCGGCGCUCUCAACGGCGUCACCGCCACGCCUGUCACGAACGUCGGCGGGGACAGGCCGUUCCAGGUCAAGACGGAUACGUUUGUCAAUUCUGCUGCUGCACUCCAGAGGAGUUGCGAUCAACAGUUCAACGGGUGUGCGAAUGCUGCCAAUUCUGGGAGCGGAGAUUCGACCGUUAGUGAUUGUUCGGCGCAGAAAGAUCAGUGUGAUGCUGCUGCUACCGCUUAA